AUGCAAACCGCUCAACACAUGGAAAAGAUCAUUAUCAAAAUUCCCGACAACCCCUCUCAACUCGCCGUCUCUAAAUAUGAGUCCCCUCUGUCGCUUUCGCCGGAUGUGUCGUACCUCAUUGUCGGCGGCCUUGGAGGCCUGGGCCGGGCUAUAUCUAGAUGGAUGGUUAAGCAGGGCGCAAAAAGCCUAGUCUUCCUGUCACGAUCAACAGAACUGACUCCAAUACGUAAGUCUUUCAUUGAAGAGCUCCAAAUCAUGGGAUGUACCAUACAUACUGUGACUGAGAGUGUUGUGAGCGCCGAGGAUAUACAGAAAGCCAUCGACCUCUGCCCAAAGCCACUUGCUGGCAUCAUCCAAUUGGCCAUCUCUCUGAAGCAUGGCAUGAUUCUCUCGCCCCCCAAAGUCACCGGGACAUGGAAUCUGUAUCAAGCCACUCGCGAAAAUAAGUUGGAUUUCUGUGCGAUGUUUGGCUCUAUUGUCUCUGCUUGUGGAAACCCCGGACAGAGUAAUUAUGCCGCGGCAAAUUCCUUUCUCGAGUCAUUUACUUCAUACGCACGAGCGACCGGCUACCCAGCCGCUGUGAUUCAACUCGGAGCGAUGGGAGACAUUGGGUUUGUGAGUGAAAGUCCAGAGCUUCAGAGAAGAUUAUGUGAUCUUCUUCUUCAACCAUUGAGGGAAAGGGACCUUAUCCAAAGCCUGGAUGUUGCAAUCAGACAGGCGCGACUUGUUCGAACGUUUGACGAGCAGCAGAACAUGGGCUCACUCUCCAUUGGAUUACAGCCCAUGACUAGAAGUGUUCGAGUAACUACCUAUCAGAGCGACCGUCGAUUUGCCCUUUACGAUCGUUCCGGGAUGGAAUCCGAUCGGCAUGGGGCUUCUGAUCUGCGUCGGAUGAAUCAAUUUCUGUCUAAGGUAGAGCGAGAGCCUUCUAUCUUGGAUCUCCAAUCAUCGUUGGACCUGCUCAUUGAAGAGAUUGCUCGCUUGAUACACGCAGAAGAAGACCACGACGAAUCACUUCAAGCAGCUGCGGAGAUUAUCAUUGACUCCCUGAUGACGAACGAGAUUCGAAAUUGGUUACGGAAAAAGAUUGGUGUUGAUGUCCCCACUUUGCAGAUUACCAAGGCCAGGGAUGUGGGAGGGCUUGCGUUGCUUGUUAUCAAAGUUCUGAAGGAGAAGUAUAGCGAGGGUGGUACAACCGAGAAGUAG
Messenger RNA from Penicillium waksmanii, 1206 nucleotides. Its product is annotated as beta-ketoacyl reductase. Bases 1 to 1206 code for a protein of 401 amino acids. NCBI's taxonomy places the organism in Eukaryota, Fungi, Ascomycota, Eurotiomycetes, Eurotiales, Aspergillaceae. The transcript is spliced from 2 exons. The record is from RefSeq and is a predicted model, not a curated record. Gene Ontology annotation, biological process: secondary metabolite biosynthetic process; fatty acid biosynthetic process. Gene Ontology annotation, molecular function: fatty acid synthase activity.